GCCCAAUAGUACUUGUGGGCAAAAUAAAUUUGAUUAGAUAUAUAUUUAGUCACAGUUUUAUGGUGAGUCAGGGUAUAUAAGAAGUCCAAGUCACAAUUAUAUUCACUUGUAUUGUUUGCUAAGUUUGAAGAACAACAAAAGACAAUAUGGCAUCAAUUAUCUACACUGGUGUGAUCCUUUUCGCUCUCCUUCAUCAUGGAAUGGCCUAUACCAUCUGGGGUUCAUCAAGCGACCAAGAAGAUAUUCUAAGUAAAACCUUGGAUAUCUACAAAUCUGUGAAUAAAAACGUUAAGACAUCUAAUAUUGAAGUUGAAUCAAAUCUCUUGGCUCGUGAAUUAUUUUCAUUUUUAAAACAAGUUCAAGGAAUACCAAUUCAUCAUGAAGAUACACUUUUAACUCGUGUAGCCGAAAUUAUCAGCAUUAUUGUACACCGAAAUAAUAAUUCAACAUUAACAAAAGCUGAACAAGAAGUUGCUAAAAAUAACAGACUAUUUGAAAAUGAAUAUGCAUGGUUUUUACGAAAUAAUAUUACCUCUAAUGAAGCACAAAAAAUGAUUCGAGAAGCGUUAGAGUUAGACAGUGAUUACAAUAUGGAGCACAGUAAAGUUAUGAGCGAAUUCUUCAAAUUAUAUCUCGAAAGACAGAACGAAUUUCCAAGUUACAGUAAAACAUUUCUAAAUCGGGAGAAAUUCCUCAGUGAACUUUAUAAAUAUAAUGUGAAAAAUGAAUGGCAAGCAUUUUUGAUGAUGACUACAGCUCAUAAACUGCGGUCUCUCGAGUCAAAUGACGAUAACUAUGUCAACGAAUUCCAACGUCUCAGUGACCAGUUGAAAGAAAAAAAUAGUAUGCAUUUAUCAAAGUACUUCAUAGCUAUGAACCCAUUAUUAGGAAACUGAGCAACGUAAAAUUCAUCUUUACUUCAAUAAUCAGUAUCAAAAAACCUAAGAAGCUUUUAUAAUUAUAUAAAUACAUUAUACAUUAUCACUAAA
Molecule: messenger RNA, 989 nt
Organism: Chelonus insularis
Lineage: Eukaryota; Metazoa; Arthropoda; Insecta; Hymenoptera; Braconidae
Exons: 4
Coding region: 147-896 (249 amino acids)
Source: RefSeq, a predicted model, not a curated record